AUGAUCGGUUCGUUGGUGGUGUUGAUCUUUGGAAGCUGCUUUUUUGGCGCGUGUGCUGCUGGUGAUUUCGGGUUGCCCUACAACGUGCCCGGCUUUGAGAGUAGCUUCCGGAACACCAUUGGAACCGGAAUAGUGGCCAUCGUGAAGGCAAAUGCUACCCUAGCGAAGUACGAUGUGGCACUCGAUCGUAGUGGAACCACUGGUGUGUUGUACGGUGUUGCGAACAAUCUAACAUCGCCGCUGAAUAAGCUACUUGGCCACGUGGCAGCUUCAUUUGGUGUGAAUGGAACGGACUCCCGAAAAGCGUUGUUUGAAGAAUUGCAAGCCACAGUGGCGCCGACCACAGCCGCAUUGAAGCUGGCCGCCGGAAGAGUCCGCUCACUCGAAGGUGCUGUGCGAUCAAAUCUGAUCACAACACUCACCGCCAACUUGAGCACAAUCGAGACGGAAGUUGGAACACUAGGACGCAAUUGGAUUCCAUUUGCCGAAGCUCUACAGACGACCGACUCGCCAGAAUCCACAUACAGUGCGAAGAACAUCUCCAGUCUGAUCACUCCCAACAUGGUGCAAUCACUCACCACACCCGUGCAGCUGAUCAACGCAGCUCUCCGGGACAUUUCGGAUGUGUUUGGAACGGUGGCGAAGGAUCGUACUGCUGCCAUUGGGCACGAAACAGCCACAAAUGCGAGCGUUCAGAACGCGUACCUUGACCUAACCGGCAGCGUGGCAAUCGUGGCUCGAACACUUUCUGAAGCCGCCCGUCAGAUGGAGCAACAGAGCAACGGAACAGUGCGCCAGGUGCGUGACAGCUACGCCACGCUGCUCGGUCGGCUCGAGGAUACAUCGCAGGUGACACGCGUCAACGGUUUUCUCGAGAUGCUAGAAACGCAAGGUCAAUCACACAACCGGCGUAUGAACGAGCUUUUGGGUGAGCUAGCUGCUAACUAUACGCGAGCGGUUGAAGUCGCUAAGGAUGCGAUUGGUGACCGACUGUCAGCUGCAACAGCCGCCAUGGUGGACGAGGCCACUAUCAGUGAGAGUUCGUACGCGGAUCGAUGCCUGCAGCGUUAUGUGGCUGACUUCCGGCAGAUGUCGUAUGCACCGACACGGUUGUCGUCCUGCUAUCAGGUGGAUGCACGCACCGUCACGUACUUCUCGACGGCCAACACGGCUUUCCUUGAACAACUACGUUACGGAGCCGUGUACGCUAACCAGGCAUUGUCCGUGUGCCAGAGUCAGAGUUCAGCCAACUGCACUGCUGUGUACCUAGACCCGCUGGAAAGUGUAGCCGAGCGGAACCAGCUGCGAUUGGGCUUAUUCAUUGGCUUUUUGCGGGAGGAAAUGGCCACACUUACCGAAAGAUACGGCGUUUGCAUGCGUGCCAUCCAGGCGGACAUCGGGCAACUCGUGGAAGCGACGAAUCAGAAGUUUAGAAACUGCUUCCAGACUGGCAAAUAG
Anopheles nili is the source of this 1458-nucleotide messenger RNA. RefSeq lists its product as uncharacterized. The record is from RefSeq and is a predicted model, not a curated record. The transcript has 2 exons. The coding region runs from base 1 to 1458 and encodes 485 amino acids. Lineage: Eukaryota; Metazoa; Arthropoda; Insecta; Diptera; Culicidae.